Chrysoperla carnea is the source of this 927-nucleotide messenger RNA. RefSeq names its product group II intron-encoded protein LtrA-like. The record is from RefSeq and is a predicted model, not a curated record. The coding region runs from base 1 to 927 and encodes 308 amino acids. The transcript has a single exon. Gene Ontology annotation, biological process: RNA-templated DNA biosynthetic process. Gene Ontology annotation, molecular function: RNA binding; RNA-directed DNA polymerase activity. Lineage: Eukaryota; Metazoa; Arthropoda; Insecta; Neuroptera; Chrysopidae.
AUGGCAGUUUGGGAAAGAGUUAAAGCGAACAAAGGUACCUAUGGGGUUGAUGAAGAAUCAAUUGAAGAUUUUGCAUUAAACCUAAAGGAUAACCUUUAUAAGUUAUGGAACCGGAUGUCAUCUGGUACGUAUUUUCCUCCACCUGUAAAGGCGGUAGAAAUAGCAAAAUCAGAUGGUAGCAAACGCUUGUUAGGUAUUCCAACUGUGGCACAUAGAAUUGCACAAGCAGUGGUUAAAGACCAGCUUGAGCAAUUAGUGGAGCCAAAAUUUCAUGAAGAUUCUUAUGGGUAUCGUCCUAGGAAAUCGGCAUUGGAUGCAGUUGGAGUAGCAAGGCAGCGAUGUUGGCGGCAAGAUUGGUGUAUUGAUCUGGACAUCAAGAAUUUCUUCGAUAGUUUGGAUCAUCAAUUAAUGAUGAAAGCCAUAAGAUUCCAUAGCGAAGAAAAGUGGAUCCAUUUUUAUGUGGAGCGGUGGCUUCAAGCCCCUUCACAAUUGGAGAGUGGAGAACUGAUAGAAAGGAAGUCUGGUACUCCUCAGGGAGGAGUAGCGAGUCCUUUGUUGGCAAACAUUUUCAUGCAUCAUGCAUUUGAUGAUUGGAUGAGAAGGAACUAUCCAGAAGUAAGGUUUGAACGUUUUACAGAUGAUAUUUUAGCACAUUGUAGUUCACAAAAGCAGGCUAAGAAAGUACUGGGGGAGAUUAAGAUCAGACUAAAAGAGUGUGGUCUUGAACUACAUCCAGAAAAGACGAAAAUAGUGUAUUGUAAAGAUGAUGAUCGGGGAGGCUCUUUUGAGCAUGAAAGCUUUGAUUUUCUUGGCUAUACAUUUAGACCACGAUUGUCAAUGAAUAAAUAUGAUAAAACUUUUGUUAACUUUACACCUGCAAUUAGUAAGGAAGCUGCAAACCGUAUCAGAAAGGAGAUAAGGAGUUGA